This is a messenger RNA of Aspergillus thermomutatus, 2139 nucleotides long. RefSeq names its product transcription factor domain-containing protein. The coding region runs from base 1 to 2139 and encodes 712 amino acids. The transcript is spliced from 2 exons. Gene Ontology annotation, biological process: DNA-templated transcription. Gene Ontology annotation, molecular function: DNA binding; zinc ion binding. Lineage: Eukaryota; Fungi; Ascomycota; Eurotiomycetes; Eurotiales; Aspergillaceae. The record is from RefSeq and is a predicted model, not a curated record.
AUGGACUCUCUGGAUCUCACCUCUGGCCCGUCAGAGAUUGGUUCCCUGACAGCGCACUCGAACGAGGAGAGCCAGUUCGUUGGCAGUUCUAGCGGCGUCUUUUUCAUCAAUACCGUUCGACGUGCAUUCUCCAAGGACUUGGAUUCGUCCAAAAUAUCUUUGCCUCUGCCGGAAGAUACGCUUGUGGGCAGCGAUGAGUCGCAUGCUGAUCAGUCCCCGUCUACUGCCCGGUCUGCGUCCGUGUCUGGGCCGUCUGCCUCUCUUUCUCAAUGGCAGUAUGAUUCGGAGAUCGCUCAUGUGCUCGGCAAGGCCCCGCCGCUGGACAUGGCGAGGGAACUUAUGAUGGUAUACUUCAAAGUGUGGCAUCCCCUGUUCCCGUUUUUGCAUGGCCCCAGCUUUCUGCGGGCGAUGGAGUUGCUUUACUCAGAUUCGCAGGGGGCUGAAAGGCCUAAUCAUGCGAAUAGCCAGUCUACAUCUACCGACCACCGGAACGCGUGCUGGACGACAAUCUUUCAGUGCGUGUUCAACCUUGCAAGCCAUCUGCGACCAGAUCUGGACCUUCCGCCCGAAUCCCGAGUCAAAUCUCCUGGAAGUAUGCAUUCAUUGCUCGCUACUCUAACUCGGAGGCAGGAUCUCCCAUCCCUGCAGGCUCUUCUCGCGGCGCAGCUGUACCUGGUGGCCAAGAUGUCUCUUCGGACGGCGUCCACGGUAGGCGGCUGUAUUCUCCGGUCUAUGCUGCACGCGGGUCUCCACCGAUGCCCGUUUCGCUACAAAGAGCUUUCGACACACGACCGGCAGUUGCGCAAAAGGAUUUUCUGGUGCGCGUAUGCUGUCGAUCGGUACUUGAGCCAGGCUCUGGGCUUGCCUCUGGGUAUACAAGAUUCGGACAUUGACGUCUGCGCUCCAGGAGCCCAUGAGGUGCAUUCUCCCGGUUUGCACAAGGUUCGAGACACGAGUGAGGGCUCUACUCCGCGCGUUGAGGCAGAAAGUCCUGCAAAGGGCACGCCGGCUUCAUCCUCAGCUGCACAACCUGAGCUCAUCAACCCACAGCAUCUCCCACAACGCAGAUACCCCAGCAACAACGCAGACCCCAGAGAACACGAACAACAUCAAAGAGAAAUAGCUUUUAUGAGCUACGUCGAAUCAGGCAAAUUGACAGGCCGCGCGCUAGAGCUCUUCCACAAGUCCAUCCUCGUCCGCUCCGUUCAGCGCAGCUCCGUCCUCAUCCUUGUCGCAGACGUGCACAAAUGGUGGAACAGCCUCUCCCCAGACCUCCAAGGCAACCCGGCCAGCAACAAGGACUCCACAUCCCCACAAUCACAGCAUGAUGAACCCUUUCACUUCGGCCCCUUCUUCACAGUCCUCUACCACCACCUCAUCCUCCUCAUCAACCGUCCCUCCCUCUCCCUACCCCCCUCGACCCCCGAGUUCAACUCCGGCCUGCAAACCUGCAUCGGCGCCGCAAGAGGCAUCCUCUCCGCACUCAGAGCCCAGAUCGACGCAAAGCAAGCCCUCUUCUGGCCGGGCUUUCUCUCGGCAGCAUGGAUGGCAGGUUUGGUCCUCGCCUUCGCCUGCCAGCUCAGACAGUACAUCUGGUCAAAGGGGUCUCUCGAAAUAAGCGACUGCCUCGCCUUUCUCCGUAUCAUGUCCACGCAAUGGGAUACCGCAAAACACUGCCAUCGAGCGCUGAGCUUACUCGCCGAGAACAUCCGGCAUUCCUUCACCUCUGCACAACAGCCUCGAAUCUCGGCCUCGAACUCGAACCUCGACUCCUCCUCGCGCGAAGAACCCUUUUCACCAAGCUCAAUUGCAAACAAGAGACGGAAAAUCGCCUCCUAUGAUCCCUCUGUUCCUCUUCCGAGUACGGAGUCGAUGGCCGGCCAAGAUCCGCUGACUGCACCCGAGUCGGGAAAUGUGCAACUCGAGCUCAAUACGACCACUCCGAAUGGUACCGAGACUGAUUACCUCGGCCUAACGGAUCUUCGCCAGGUGCAAGACGCUCGACCCUUUCCACUCAAUGACUCGUCCGCGACAGCAACGGCUCUGAUGGAUCUGGAUCUGAACACAGUGGAUUUGCUUCAGGGAGCGAACUUUGACUACCUACUUGAUAUGUUCGGGCAGCAGUAUCCAAGUUUCUGA